Messenger RNA from Ylistrum balloti, 495 nucleotides. Its product is annotated as perlucin-like protein. The coding region runs from base 1 to 495 and encodes 164 amino acids. NCBI's taxonomy places the organism in Eukaryota, Metazoa, Mollusca, Bivalvia, Pectinida, Pectinidae. The transcript has 5 exons. The record is from RefSeq and is a predicted model, not a curated record.
AUGGUUUCUGUGUUGUGGCUUGUUUGUGCAACACUCGUUGUGCAAGUAACCCUUGGGUGUCCAAACGGCUGGGAAACGUUUGAUGGCUCCUGUUACUUCGUGUCCGACAUCAGGGAAGAUUGGCCAACAGCAUCGUCAACAUGUGGAUUGUAUCAUGCCCAUCUUGCUGAAAUUGAAAGCGCAAGGGAGGACACUUUUCUUAAACAAAUAAUCUCGAAAUAUCAUGAUGGCCACUCGAAUGAUGCUGAAUAUUGGUUAGGCGGGGCGGACAUAUUUGUGGAAGGUGACUGGCGAUGGGUAUACUCUGACCAGCUUUUCAGCUACACAAACUGGUACCCAGGCGAACCAAACAGCUACCAUAACCAACAAGAAGAUUGUUUGAUUGUUGCAAUAAGGCAAAAUCGAGAGUAUCGAUGGGAUGAUCGACCGUGCAAAGAACAAAAUAACUUCAUUUGUGAGAUCGGUGACAGUUCUGGAGCAAUCGUGAUUGGCUGA